Messenger RNA from Procambarus clarkii (red swamp crayfish), 4812 nucleotides. RefSeq names its product ninein-like protein. Gene Ontology annotation, biological process: microtubule anchoring at centrosome. Gene Ontology annotation, molecular function: calcium ion binding. Gene Ontology annotation, cellular component: centrosome. Lineage: Eukaryota; Metazoa; Arthropoda; Malacostraca; Decapoda; Cambaridae. The record is from RefSeq and is a predicted model, not a curated record.
UCAGUCGUCUAUACAUGUCAGGUGUGUUUACAUGGCUAGCUGGAUACUGUCAUAACUGGAUCUCGGAAUAUAUAUCAGAUGCAUUAUAUAUAGCACAUGGAGGAAAAAUGAGUGCUCAUAAAUCUUCAGGGGUAACUAAAACUACUGAAAUGGAAGGUUCUUCAGAUGUUGUGCCAGGAGUUGAAGAUGAUGCUGAAAACGCAAGCUCUGCUGUGUGUGCAAGUCAGGUACCCUUGCAAGACCUUGAGGAACGACUAAGUACAAGUGGGACCAUAAACCAAGAUGCUGGUCAAAGUAGUCAGCCCAACAGUCUUGCCUAUUCUGGGGACAAUGAAGAGGAGUAUCUGCGUGCAACAUGGCAGCGUCUAGGAGUCGGUCAUGAUGGUUACCUCUCAUUGGAUGAGCUUGCUACUGUCUGUCAUGCAAUUGGAAUGGAGAAGGUUGCAAAUGAGGUGUUGGAACAGCUGUUCAGCAGGCUGGAUGUUGACGGUGACGGGAGGAUCAGCUUCGAAGAGUUUGUCCACAUGUUCCAGAAUGGAGGACCCAGUGGAAAUAAUUCCUUGGUUUUUGAUGAAUCCUUGCAUCAGGAUUUGCCAGGGGCUCCGCUAAGUAGAAUGAGCUCAGUUAGUGAUGAACGUCGUGGUAUAUCAGCAACCGAGUUCAGUGUAUUCUCAUCGAUUGAUCCGGACAGCACUGGGUAUGCCACUGUGGACAAUAUACUUGAGCUGUGGGAGUCCCUGAACAUCAGUAAUGGUGUGAACCUCUUAAAGGAGAUGGGCUUCCCGCAUCGCUCACAUGAGCGCCUUUCUCUGUGUGACCUCUCUUCUGCUCUGGAGGAGGAGUGCCAGAUUACCGAGGACCAGGGGUCAGGCACCAGUGUUGCAGCGGUCAAUGUGGCGCUUCUUACUUACCUCCAUGACAUCAAAUACCUUCGAUUUUCUCUGGACGCUGCACGUGGCGAGAGAAAGAAGCUCCGUGUUGACCUGAAUGAAGCCAACCAGCGGCUGACUUUGUUGGCUCAGGAGCUUGAUGACCAUAAUGCCCACAUGGAAGCGUCGUCUCAAUAUCAGAUACAAGAGUUGGAGAGACAGUACCGAGAUCAGGUGAGGGAGUUGCAGGAAGCUGUGACCCACGAGCGGGACUCUGCUCGGGAACAGGUAUCCACUGUUGCACGGGAAAUGCAAGCUCAGAACACUCACUUGCAGCAGGAAGAAUCAAAACUGAAGUCCAAAUUAUCCUCUCUUUAUGCUGACAUAAAACGUUUGGAGGCUGAAAACACAGAGCUUAGUGAGAAGUUGCAGGAGGCAGAGAAACAACUAUCUCAGAUGGAAAAACAAGUGGCAGAUAUGCAGACUCUCAAGAAUAAAGUUGCAGAGUACGAGUCCAUGAGUCCUAGAGAAGAAGAAUAUCGCAGACUUCUGGAUCGUCUAGAAAGAGUCACUGUAGAAAACCAACAUCUUCGAGACAACAAUGAUGAACUGUUGUCUCAGAUUGACUCCUUCCCUAUGCGUCAAAACAAUGUCAGAAACAGUGAUAAGGAUAGUAGCUUGGAUGGCUCCUGCCUCGGGGACUAUGUAGACCAGCCUAUGGGUCUGCUGGCACCAGUGAAGCGUCGGGGAUCAAAUAGUGGCUCUGGAGACGAUAGCUGUGAGGAAGAAAGUCCAAGAGGCAGCAAAGUACGGCGUUGCAGUAAAGGCCUCAAUGUCCACUAUGUUGAUGUUGGUUCAUACGAUGAGUCAUUCUUUGACUCGAGCAUGAGCAGUCUUUUGAAAAGCUCUCCAGCCCCGUCCACUCAGCCUCUGAACGCUUCCCAGCCAACAUCACUAGACGAACUCAUCCGAGUCCCUCGCAGAAGUUCUGGUGACAGUGAUGCUGGUGAAAGUAGCUUGGGUAUCAAGAAUGCAUCCCAGUUAGUCAACAAGGAGCUGAAACAGGUAUUUAAGCAAGUGCGAGCAAGUAUCAAGGAAGAGUAUAAAAGUGACUUACAUGAAGACUCGGGCUCACAAGGACUAGAUGAAACCCAUAAAAUCAAAUGUGAGCGAAGCAACACUUCGCUAAAUCGAUCUUGUAAAAUGACGGCACGGGAGCUUGUGGAAUGGGAGUUAUCUCAGCUUCAGAAGGAGCAGGAAAGACUUCAGAAAAUAAACCAAGAAUUGGAGGCUGAAUUAAUGCAGUUACGAGAGGAGAAGAACAGGCUGGCCAGACAGUUAGCAAUGCAACAAGAAGAAUUUGCACACAAGUUAGAAAAGAAGGAGUUUGAAUGUGAAGUGGCACUGCAUCAGUGUUCUGGGGUACGAGAACAGCUGGAGAAGACAACAACACAGCUCAACAGCUCCCCACCAGAAACUUGUCGUGUAAACUUUCACCUUGCUUCUACACCAGUGAAAUCCUCGCACUCAGCACCCGCCAGCUUAAGGGAUAAGUGUGUGAGGUGUGGUGACACACAGGGUCAGUUAACUGUGGCAUUAGAGGAACUAGAGAUGGCCCUACGCAGAGAGGAGCAGGAGCGAAUGCAGCGCAUCAGUGUUGAAACAAUACUCACCAAUAGGCAUGACCUAGAUAGUCCUGCAGAAUCUGGAGGUGCUGACUCAAUUACCACAACAUAUCCAGGAUCUACAUCAGAACUUUCUACUGCUGCCAAACCAGUGUUCCUUAGGUCAUUGCAUACUGCAGGAGAGGGCAGAGUACGAGUGCUAGAAGAGCAGUACCGGGGACUGGAAGGGGAGUUGGCUAGAGUAAGGGUAGAGGUGCUGAAGAUGGUUGAAGAAAGGGGCCAAUUGUGUUUGAGGACAAACCUUGAGAAGCAAAGAGAAAUAGAGUUCGAAAACAUGAGAAAGCGCUAUCGAUCUCUAAUAGAAAAGAUACAAAAAAAGCGACGUGCUCUUGCACCAAAGGAAGAUAAUACCAAAGAAAAAGAGGAAAGCUGUAAUGAAACUGAACAGGAUGGAGACACGAACCAAUCACGGUGCAGCCAGUUGAGCGAUGCCGCCUGCAAGACAAAUUAUCUGGACAAAGACAAGAUGGAUGGGUUUGUCUCAGAGCUCUCAAAGGAUGAUUUCAAAGUUCUUGAAGAACAGGUUCUUGCCCUGGAAGAAGAAAUGAGUCAAGAACGAGACAGCCUGGAGAAGCAGAGAGCCAGCUUAUUGGAAAAGAAUAACAAACUGGAACAGGACUUGGAGAUACUACGUGUAGAAUUUGAUAAGAGUGAAGACUAUUGGACACUGAAACUACAGGAGGAACAGGAUUACUAUGAAGAAGAACGGCGUCUUUAUGAUGACAAAUUCUCUGCCCUGGAGAAAAAAAUUCGGGAAUACGAGGAGCUGGUCUUGUCUGGUGGAGGCGGAGGAGGACGAGAGAAUUCAGAGGAAUCUGAUCGCCUGUCAACCAUUGAUGAGAGUGCAGUUUGGGAAAAGCAGGUUACCGAGCUGGAGGAAGAGGUGGCUCUCUUGCGAAAACAAAUUGAUGACCUCAGGGAAGAGAGGCGUCACGUGGAAAGCAAAAUGGAGGCACGUGUGUCAGAGGAACGACAGUUGGCAGCUCACGAGUGUGCCAACCUCCAGGACCAAGUGAAUAAUCUUUCAUCCCAACUUCAUCAGGCCCAACUACAAGUCACAACUGUCCUAGAAGAAUUGGAUAAAGUGCGUAGAGAGUCCGAGCAACGCAUACAGGAACUAGCAAAUCAACAGAGAUUGCACAUGCAGGUGAGAGUUCCCUUAAUGAAUGGCCAUGCCACAGAAGUUGAGGAGCCACCCAGCCCAGAAACACACGAAAACAGGCCAAGUUAUCAGGGUUCUGGAAGUAUAGGAGAAGAAACUAUAAAUGGGUCAUUACGAGCCCAAUUACGCCAAUGUCAAGAGCGAUUACGAAUCCUUGAAGCUGCACUUCGUCAACAUCAUACACAUGCUUCUCAAAUACUAACAGUAACUAGGGAACAACAUGCAGCUGAAGUGCAAAACUUAGAGAGUAUGUUGGCAGCUACUCAGCAAAUGCUUGGUCAACAUAUUGCCAAAUACAAGGACCAGGUGAGAAACAUGCUAAGUAAGGCCAGUCGUAGUGAUUCUCUUGUUAAAGAACUGUACCUAGAAAAUGCGCAGCUGAUGAGAGCUCUACAGAUAACAGAAAACCGACAAAAGUCGGCAGAAGAAACGAGCCGAAGAUUGCAGAUGGCAGCAUUAGGACCCCAUACAAUUUCAUAAAGCGAUUAAUUGGGGCAAGACUAAAGUUUGAUUUUUUACCUGUGACCAUAAAUGUUUGAAGCAUGUGCUUCAAUAAAUGUCAUGCUUUCAACCUAAUUUAAAAUAUGAAUGGAUUUACACAGUGUUUUUGAAUGUUUAUUGCUAUCUGAAGAUAAUCUUACAUUAGUUACAUGAAUGAGAGAAUUGUUUUACAGUGCCUCAGCAAAUACCUGGAAAUCUGCCAUGUUAUUUUUAUAUAAAGAAUAUUGGCAUUUCCAUCCCAGUCCAGUCUUUCGUAAAAAUUUCACUAGUUAAUGUUUUAGUUGUACGCAUUAUUUUAUGUUUAACAUAUUGUAUUUUCCUACUUGAGAAGUCAAUAUUUUUAGAAUAUUUCUUCUUUUAAAAGAAGUGAAUGUCUUCUAUUAUCAUGUGAUCAUUACUGUCUGGUUGUAGUUACUUAUAAAUUAAGUUAGAAUUUGUGACUGCAUAUUAUUCAUGUUUGAGUGUGUGAAUGGAGCCUACUAGAGCAUUGACUUUUAUCAGUAAUAUUUAAGUAAAUAAGUUGUUAACAAUAGGAAUGAAAAACUCUAGUCAAGAUGCUUGUUCUUUUUGUAAUCAGCGUGAAUGUUUUUAUCAA